Molecule: messenger RNA, 438 nt
Organism: Trypanosoma rangeli
Lineage: Eukaryota; Euglenozoa; Kinetoplastea; Trypanosomatida; Trypanosomatidae
Exons: 1
Coding region: 1-438 (145 amino acids)
Source: RefSeq, a predicted model, not a curated record
AUGGGAGCCAACCGUGGGCUGGCUGAGAUGCCACGACAGAUGCGACAGCUGCUACGCCGUAUUCCUGUGGGACACUCAUCCAUCUACCUGAACGAGCUGCAACCAAGUAACCAGCAUUUUUUUCUCAAGGCCUGCAUGACCAGUGGGCCUCACACGAGUCACGGGAGCGUGAAGAAUGUGUUGGGCGUUUCUAUUGACCGAGGGGAGAUCAGUUGCCAUGCAUCGCUUCAGGCGCUAACUGCAAAAACAACGGAGGCUAAACAGCAGGAGGGAAAAGCUUCCCCGAUGUACAUCCAUGCCCACGUUUCACAACAUGGUGUCUACGUUGCAGCUGCUGCCCGGGUCGAGUGGGAGGUUGGCGGCGUACCGAACCCCUCAUCCCACAUUACUGACGAAGCCGCAUCUUUUUUUACUGUCCGUUCCAAGUUGGAUGCUUGA